AUGUCCGGACCACUCGAUCGAUUUGCCAGGCCUUGUUUUGAGGGGUUCUCUAGCCAUGACGAGAGAAAAGAAAGGAAGUCAGAUUAUGAGAAUUCAGAGGACGAUAGGAGGACUAGAAUUGGGAACCUGAAGAAGAAAGCAAUCGAUGCGUCUAGUAAAUUCAGACAUUCUCUCAAGAAGAAAAGGAGGAAAAGUAGCAGUCGGCUCACUUCUGUUUCAAUUGAGGAUGUACGGGACGUUGAGGAGCUACGGGCUGUUGAUGCAUUUCGGCAGGCACUUAUCUUGGAAGAAUUGCUACCUCCAAGACUUGAUGACUAUCAUAUGUUGUUGAGAUUUUUGGUAGCAAGAAAGUUUGAUAUCGAGAAAGCAAAGCAUAUGUGGGCCAGCAUGAUUCAAUGGAGGAAAGAAUUUGGCACUGACACAAUUUUGGAGGAUUUUGAGUUCAGUGAGCUGAAUGAAGUUCUAAAGUACUACCCUCAAUGUUAUCAUGGUGUUGACAAAGAGGGAAGACCUAUUUAUAUCGAAAGAUUGGGGAAAGUUGAUCCCAGUAAGCUCAUGCAAGUGAGUUCUUUGGAACGGUAUGUGAGAUACCAUGUGCAGGAGUUUGAAAGGAGUUUUGCCAUUAAGUUUCCUGCCUGUUCUAUUGCUGCAAAGAGGCAUAUAGAUUCGAGCACAACAAUUUUAGAUGUUCAAGGCGUGGGUUGGAAAAACUUUACCAAGUCUGCCCGAGAUCUCAUGGUACGGCUGCAGAAGAUUGAUAGCGACAACUAUCCUGAGACACUUUGCCGAAUGUUUAUAAUUAAUGCUGGUCCUGGUUUUAGGAUGCUCUGGCCUACAGUUAAAGCAUUUCUUGAUGCUAGAACAACUGCAAAAAUUCAUGUUCUGGGUAACAAGUACCAGAGCAAAUUACUUGAAAUAAUCGAUGCAAGUGAGUUGCCAGAAUUUCUGGGUGGUAGCUGUACCUGUUCCAAUCAGGGAGGUUGUAUGAGGUCUGAUAAGGGGCCAUGGAAUGACCCAAACAUAUUAAAGAUGGUACUUAGUGGCGAAGCACAAUGUUUCAGACAAAUAGUUACAGUUUCUAACGGUGAGGGAAGGAUAAUUGCUUCUGAUAAGCCACGUAUUCCAAUGAUAAGAAGUAGUGAUACAUCUACGGCAGAGUCGGGAUCUGAAGUGGAAGAAAUUGCUUCACCUAAAGCAACUAGGAGCUACAUACAACCUAAGUUGACUCCUGUUUGUGAAGAAGCUAGGGUUGUUGGUAAAGCAAGUAGCUCUGCUGGUUUGUCGGAGUACGAUGAAUACGUUCCCAUGGUUGACAAGGCUGUGGAUAUUGGAUGGAAGAAACCAGUCUUGCAACAAAAUCCACUUACUUCUAGAGGGGUAUCUUCACCAAGAUCUGUGGGAAAAAAACCAGAUGGAAUCUUGGCUCAUGUCUGGACUAUGCUUGUGGCAUUCUUUGUAGCCCUUGUUAUGCUAAUCCGAUCUGUUGCAUUACGGGCGACUAAGAAACUUCCAAACUCUGUUUUGGAUUCUGCCCACAACAUUCCUGACCUGACUGCUGACACAGUUCCCAUGGAGGAACUCCGGCCUCCAUCACCUGCUCCAGGGUUUAGCAAGGCAAACCUUCUCUCAUCUGCUUUGCAGAAGCUUGAUGAACUUGAGGAGAAGGUAGGCAUGCUGCAAGCAAAGCCUUUUGAGAUGCCUUAUGAGAAAGUGGAGCUAUUGAAUGCUGCUGUUUGUCGUGUAGAUGCGUUAGAAGCAGAGUUGAUUGCCACAAAAAAGGCUCUGCAUGAAGCUUUAAUGAAGCAGGAAGAACUUCUUGCAUAUAUAGACAGGCAAGAACAGGCCAAGCUUCGGGCUUUUCUAUAUCUUGCGAAUGAAACUGAAAUUGUGCCUGUCUCCGUUGGUAUGAAACAGAAAAAAGGGUGUUGCUGGUGA
This is a messenger RNA of Prunus armeniaca (apricot), 1935 nucleotides long. Lineage: Eukaryota; Viridiplantae; Streptophyta; Magnoliopsida; Rosales; Rosaceae. The record is from the annotation of a GenBank genome assembly.